UUGCGUCAGAAUAGACUCAGAACUAUUCUUAUGUGUUGUUGCUGUGGUAACUUGCAGAUAGUAAAAACUGGAUUCAAGACGGUGGCAAAAAUGAUGCUUUUUAAACAGACAAAUUUGCUUAAUUAUCUUUCGUGCUAUUAGUUUUUAUUACCGGGAGUAAAAAAUGCUCUGAUUUUAGCAUGUGGUCGUUUUUGAUAUGAAUCAAAUGUGAUCAAGGCACAGCGGUUGUCGAUGAAUGACAUGUUUACCACGAAUAAAUGAUGUCUUUCUGUCAUUUAGGUAUGCUGGAGACAUUUCCGAUGCUUUCUUUCCUAAAAGCUCGCCAGUGUAUUGAUUGCAAAGCAAAGUUUUUCGAAGCACACGCCGUUAGUCUGUAUUCUGGGAGGUGUUACCAUGUGUACUUUUGAUGUUCUGUCUUUGUAUUAAUACUGUGCUGUAGCAUGAACUAUAAAUGAAAGGAAUUGUAGCUAAAAGUACACAGUGCAAAUCUAGCGGCUAUCAUCUGAUGUUUCUUAUUCAACAACGAUAACAGGUGAGACUCCAGUGAAGAGACGAGCUGUAUUUAAGAAAAUUGACCGGACUUGCUGAACACCUACAUCAUAGCUUCCAGUGCAAGACUUAAGUCAUGCUCUCUACAUCUACAUAUUGUGUUCGUUCUCUACGUCAGAGCACCUGCCAACGCACUGUGAUCGACGAUAUUUAGUGAAGCGAAGUUUGUCAAUUUAAUUUUUUUGGGGGAAUAUACUUCUCUCGCCGGAGCCAUCAAAGUUAAUUGUGCCACGGAGAUCAGACAGAGGAAAUAAUUAUUCAGCUCUGUUGUAAUAUAAAAACCCUGCAGGCCAUUUGAUAAGUAUUGGCUGACAUUGUGUGACUCACAUGGCAGGUGAACUAAAUAUUUUGGCGGAAAAUGUAUUGUGCUUAUCUAAGCCCUCUCAAAUGAACAAGGUUAUUUUUCGACAGUGAUUGGAUCUUCAGCUACAGCCAAGGAUUUUGAGUUAAUUUUGUCAUAUUUGAGGUUUAUCUGGACUGAACUGCUUAGCAGUCAUGAAUGGUUCGCAUACGAACGUGUUUGAAAAUGUAAGUGAAAAUAUUUUAUCUGACAUUUCCCCAGAGGUGCGCCUAUACAGACAAGUAGAACUUGCUCUUGCCGUCAUAUUAUGCAUCUUGUCGCCUAUAACAGUGAUAUCCAACGCUCUUCUACUAACAGCGAUCUACAAAGAUCCUCUGCGGUGUUUUCGCACCCCGAUGACAUCCUUUAUCGUGGGUCUCGCGAUAUCCGACCUGCUCGUGGGGUUGACUGUCGAGCCUUUUUUUGCAAUUUUUUACGUAGUUGGUUUCUCCAACCUCAACGCAAGGCCUGGUGCAGUUUAUGAGUUAAUUCAAAGGAUUGGCGGAAUUAUUUCUACUAUAGCGAUCAGUGUUUCAUUUUUCGUAGUUCUCGCCCUUUCUGUAUGUCAAUAUAUAGCGGUCACCUACCCACACAAAUUCAAGACCUUGGUGUCCAGAAAUCGAGUUCUCUGCUCUCUUGUUGUCAGCAGCGUUUACAUCACGGGUUUUUGUAUGCUGCAGUUUACGGGGAUAGAAUUGAACACAUUUUUAUUGGUAGACCUUGUCCUACACCCUUCUCUGUUCUCUAUUAUCUUAAUCGUUGUUCAGGUACUAUUAUACACGUCCUUUAACCGGCAUCUCCAACGAAGAAAUACUCUCCGCAGAGCAGCUUCCGUGAACCAGUCCCUCAGGAGAGCAAAUUCCUACAAGAGAAGAAACAAUGAACGCCAGUUUACCAUCAUGACAUUUUAUCUUACAGCCAUCUUGUUAGUGUCUGCUUCGCUGCACAAUACUGCCCUGUACAUUUAUCUCUUCAAGAAACCAAGAACCUCGGUGGAAAAUGUUAACAUUCACAUCGGUCUACGAAUCAGUGAUCUAAUGCUUUUCAUCAAAGUGGCCCUGGAUAUUUUUAUCUACGCGUGGAGGCUUCCCUCGUACAGGAGAGCUCUCAGAUGUACUUUAUUUGGACGUCAGCCGGCAAAGCGUGGCUCGUCUACGACUGUUCGUAAAACAAGCGAUGCUCCAACUAUGAUGGAAAAUGAUCACAACUUGAAAGAGACUGGGACAGAAAAUGCAACAAUGUUGCAGCCACUGGUAGCUUGUACGUGAUUUUCCAAUUCCAAAAUUAUAAAAUUAUGCCAGCAAAUGGGAUUUCUGGUGGAACCCCAGAGGCUUUAUGCUCACUAAGUUAAAUAUCCCUUUCAGACAAGUCUUAAAUAGAUCUUUGUACUAUUGUAAAUAUUUGUCCCUCUUCAAAAUUGUUGUUGUGGCUAAAUUUGAAGCCCAGCUGUUGGGAGAGGUGCCUGCAAAGGUUUGCUCAUAGCUGGAUAAAAAAUAGGUUUAAAAGCGAAAGGCUCAUUUUUUGUUCUCUCGGCGGAGAGAAUCAGUCUCCCAGAUCCCUUUGCGUUCGCCUCCGGCCGAGAGAAAUUGUUUUUAUUACCUCACUUUUACUGAUAAAAGAAUACUGGUUUCAUAUACACAUGGGGGUAGGUUUUGUCAUUACACACGAGCAGAUUCUUGUCUGAUUCACAUAAAUAUAUCGACUACAAUGACCUGCUUCAUUGACUAGAGGAAAGUGUAGAUAUAAAAAUAGACAUGGUAAAAGUUAAUCAAGAUAUCAGGUGCAACAACGACAGUUGUGUAAUUGUGUCUCGACAAUCUAUUUAAAUUGUCCGUCGGCUUAAGUGUUUAUGGUUUUCGUCUACUUGGAGAUACAGUAGAUAACCAUUUCUUUGUGUACAAAUCUCUAUACAGACGAGAGCUCAUUUUCGUGAAGAUUUUUCGAGCAGGAGAAAUUUUUUUAAUCUCUAUUAGGUUGCUGCAUAGCCGGAAAGACCAUGGACAAAUUGUUGCCAGAAAAUAGUUAAGAUGAGGCAUUCUUGGACAUUCUUGUGGACAAGGAAAAUAUGAAUAAAUUUUUAAGUUUUCAGUUGCAGAGAGCUUCAUAGGAUCAUAGAUGAUCAAUUUGAAUGACAAUUCUUAAUAUUUAUUUUGAUGCACCGAGACGAACUACAUUGUUUUUCGUUUACAGAGGGACACCACUUCCCUUAAACAUUAUUUAAUCUGGACCGCAUUGAACGGAGAUUCACUCACAAAUCUAAAAUCAAUGUAAAGAAUUAACAUUGAGGAGACGGUAGAUUGAGUAGAUCUUUGUUUCUUAUGUUUACCCGUGUUGUUUCAGUCAAAGAUGGGAAUCUUUUGUUUUAGUUGGAAUGAUAAUCUUUAAGUGCAAUUGUGGAGAGGUCUUCGAUCUCUCUUGUCGAAUUAACAAUUAUUCCACUAGCGCGCGUUGGA
This is a messenger RNA of Stylophora pistillata, 3342 nucleotides long. RefSeq lists its product as uncharacterized. The record is from RefSeq and is a predicted model, not a curated record. Gene Ontology annotation, molecular function: G protein-coupled receptor activity. Gene Ontology annotation, cellular component: plasma membrane. NCBI's taxonomy places the organism in Eukaryota, Metazoa, Cnidaria, Anthozoa, Scleractinia, Pocilloporidae. Gene Ontology annotation, biological process: G protein-coupled receptor signaling pathway.